AGACUAGAUGCUAUACAAUACGUGAGUCGUACAGAGAUUUCGAAGUAGAAAGGCGUCAGUAAGUGCAGGGAUAUACAACAACGUAUGCACACAAUGGUUAUCGCGAUCCAGGGUAAGGGAAGUGGAAAUAGUGAUUAUGAUGCUGCAACUCUCCGCUCUCGCUCCUUGGCUUUCGCGCCAGGUCCAAAUCGCUCCUGGAAACUGAUAAGCUCCUCCAUCAAUUCUUCCAUCAUCUUCAUGGUUGUCUUUCCGGAGUCCGAAGGGCCUGAUUUCGGCGCCAUCGAAGGUACGCUAUCGACGCCGAAGUCACGUAAGACGAGCACAAUUCUCGCCAUGGCCCCUUUACCCCUCGGCACUGCGUCCCACCCGACCGACCACUACAAUCUCAUCGCCCUGCUGACCCCCAUCAAGCUCGUCAUUGUCGGACUGAAGCCAUCACCGAGGACUUGGUAUAGGCGGCAUCGUGAGGGCGACGAGAAGGGUGGCAGGUCGAAGUUCAAGGGCGUCUUGGCAUGGUACCCAAGUGUUAUCCCCGGCAGCAACGCUGGUGCGGAGGUCACGAACAAGAAGGAUCAGGUCAACGGGUCGGAUCAUCCCGCCUCGACCAUGCCGAUGCUCAUAUACUCGUGGGGUGACACGCUCUUCCUGAUGCGGCUGUCGGAAGACAAGGUUCAGCAGCAGACUCGCAAUGCUAGGACAGGCAAGAUAAACUCAGUCGAAGUCGGUCGGGUCGUCUUUGAGGAGACGCGACAAUGGAAUGUUGGCGAUAAUGUGUUAGCUCUGCAGUGGCUGAACGUCAAUCAAGUGCUCGUCCUCACGGCGGCAUCUUUGGAGGUACAUGAUGUACGCACCGCGAAACUGGUGGAACAAGUUCCUUAUGACGCCUGGUCCCUGGUGUCGCCCAUUCUGAGCCACACCACGAACGGCACUGUGUCAUAUUCUGAUGCCGUCAUGGAAAUCGCUCAUAGCCUGCGCAUCUACAAGGGCAAGAUAUUCACACUGGGACAAAGUGAAGUACGAGUCGGCACCCUUCUAACCUGGGCGGAUCGCAUACUCUCUUUCGUCCAAGAUGGUGACUUCCUCAGUGCCAUUGAAUUGACACGCUCGUACUACACCGGGGAAUGCCCAGGCAACCGCAAUAGUCUCCCCGAAAGUCCAGAGCAGCUGAAGGUCGUCGUCGGAGAAAAAAUGCGUGAACUGAUGGUCGCAUCCGCACGCUAUGCCUUCUCGGAGGAACGAAUGACUGACGGAACCCACGUCACUCGGGAUGGUCGCGGUGUCGAUCGUACCUUGUUGUUCGAGGGCCUUGUGAAGACUUGCGCCCGAGCGUGCUCGACAUUGGACGACUACGACUUCCUGUUCGAAGAGCUCUUCCAAUUCUACGACGACAAUGGCAUCGCGCGUAUCUUUUUAUUACAACUCGAGCCCUUCGUUUUGGAUAGUGUUAUACGGCAUGUCCCGCCCUGGAUUACGCAACGGCUCAUAGCUCUCCACGACAACGACGGCCACCCAGAGCUGGUCGAGCGUGUAAUAUGGCACAUCGACCCAGAAUGUUUAGACGUCAAUCAGGUCAUCAAGCUAUGUCAACGACAUGCGCUAUAUGACGCGCUGAUCUACAUCUUCACUCGAGCCGUGAAGGACUUCAAGUCGCCCGUCGUCGAGUUGCUCGGCCUCGUGCGGAAGGUGCAGCAAUAUCGGAGAUCACGCAGAGAGCGAUCGUCACCGGAUGCAUACGUGGGAGACGAAAACAUCGAACAUGUUGUGCUUAAUGCCUAUAAGAUCUAUCCAUAUCUUGCCAAUACCUUGACUGGAUUGUCCUAUCCUUCUGCGGAAUCUCUUCCGGAAGACGAGGCGUUCCAGGCGAAGGAUGCCGUCUACACUUUCCUCUUCCUUGGUCGCUCCAGCGUAUGGCCUCUGGGAGAGGGUGGCAAGUUAAUCUUGACAGCAGAUGAGGACAAUGGCGUCGAGCCGACAUAUCCUUAUACGCGUCUUCUGCUUCGGUUCGAUCCGGAAGCAUUCCUCCAUACCCUCGACCUGGCCUUCGAAGAUGCAUAUCUCAACGACGAAACCCGAGGAGUCAGCCGCUUGGUCAUCGUCAAGAUUCUGCUUGAUAUCCUCUCGUCUCCAGACCUCUCGCCUGCCGAGGCUACGUUCGUCAACAUCUUCAUUGCUCGGAAUGUCCCCAAAUACCCUCAGUUCAUCCAGAUACCACCUAGCGCUCUUCAUAGCAUCCUGAUCAAUCUGGCGGAGGACCCUGACCCAGAAACGCGGGAAGAUCGUCAGCUAGCUGCAGAGUAUUUGCUCUCCACCUACAAUCCGCAUGAGAGCGAUCGAAUCGUGGCUAUAUUUGAGCGCGCCGGAUUCUAUCGCAUUCUCAGAUCGUGGUACUAUCACGAGCGCAAGUGGGCUCCUCUGCUCCUGACAUAUCUGGACGACUCCAACCUACCCGUGGCCGAACUGUUCCGCUGCAUAGAUGACGCCCUAGAGUCCGCAAGAUCCGCGAACAAAGGCAGCCUAUCUCGGGAUCUGGAGGCUACAUUCGUCAACUCUCUUCCCUCAUUGCUGAACAGCAACAUUGUCGACGCUGCUGCGCUUGUGGACAAGCACUUCCCGUCUCUGCACGAUCGUGCUGUGCAGGAACUCGGUCGUCACUCUGAACGGGACCAACACGCGUAUCUUCGUUUCCUUCUUGGCUCACCACCAAGGGGGGAAGAAGAUGGAUAUAUCUCAUUCCGCAAGGGUGGACCAUCGCCUUACGUGCCCCCGCCGCUUCGCCUCGCGUUCAUCUCGCUUCAAUGUCAGUUUGAGCCAACAGCAGUCAUUCCUACAUUACGAUAUCUACCUCCAGACUUCCUGGAUGCGGACGACGUGGCCGCUAUUUGUGAAGAGCAUAGCUCAUUCGAUGCUGUGAUCUGGGUCUUGGGGCAUGCAGGCAAGCCUUUGGCGGCAUUGUCCAAGGCAGAGGGUUUCAGCAAUGUGCUCUCCGCGCGACUUGCUGAGAUGCUUGUUGGACCUGUAGCCGAAGAUAGAGGACUCAUCAAUGAUACAUUGUCCAAGAUCGAUGCGAUGGGCCGAAACGCAGUUGGCGUUUGUCUUGAGCAUUCACAAGCAACUUCCAAUGUAGAGGUGCCACUGGAAGACAUGUGGUACCAGCUACUCAGAAGCCAAAUUGACACAGUACAGCGCGUCGCCAGUUGCUGCUUGUCGCUCGAAGACAAGGGUAUUGAUGGUACAGGCCACGAUGAACAGAAGGGAUUGCAGCAGCAAUCGCUAUCCGCGUUGCGCCUGCUUGUGCAGGAGACGUUCGCAUCGCUGAUGACUAUCAGCUCUGCAAAGGCCGUCUCUCUUCCACGGCUGUUCAAGCGCCUGCUCACAGCAACUUCAGCCAACUCCGUCUCAAAGCCCACGUUGUAUGCGGAGUUCAGAAUGCUCUUUACUGGCAUGCUGGAGGCAUACCGCUCAGAUGGCGAUAUGCUGAUCAUAACAAAACAUCUCGUCGACGACAGCGUCUUUGCUGCGAUUCAAGAGCUGGCGCAGGAGCGAAUACGAGGAUGGGCACCUUCUCAGGGAAAGUGUGGAGGUUGUGGAGAAGCGUUUGUCAAGAAAAAACAAUCUAAUGAUCAAGACAUAAGUGCUGGUGCUGCAGUUAUUGUAUCGCGGACAGGUGCCAUAUACCAUAGUAAAUGUCUACCGUCUGAGUCGUCAUAAUCCACGCCGCGUACAAUAGUAUUGAACGCCUCCAUGUAUUAUUCCGGGGACUAUUGCUUUACAUAUCAUCGUAUUCUGCUGCUAUUGUUACAUGCGUCAUGAUUCUGUCAAUCAACGUGUAAAUAGGAGGUUACGGAUGGU
This is a messenger RNA of Postia placenta MAD-698-R-SB12, 3849 nucleotides long. RefSeq lists its product as hypothetical. The coding region runs from base 85 to 3708 and encodes 1207 amino acids. NCBI's taxonomy places the organism in Eukaryota, Fungi, Basidiomycota, Agaricomycetes, Polyporales, Adustoporiaceae. The record is from RefSeq and is a predicted model, not a curated record. Gene Ontology annotation, biological process: endosomal vesicle fusion; protein targeting to vacuole. Gene Ontology annotation, cellular component: HOPS complex; late endosome. The transcript is spliced from 4 exons.